Messenger RNA from Maylandia zebra (zebra mbuna), 3761 nucleotides. RefSeq names its product storkhead box 1 (gene stox1). Gene Ontology annotation, biological process: regulation of transcription by RNA polymerase II. Gene Ontology annotation, molecular function: RNA polymerase II transcription regulatory region sequence-specific DNA binding. The record is from RefSeq and is a predicted model, not a curated record. Lineage: Eukaryota; Metazoa; Chordata; Actinopteri; Cichliformes; Cichlidae. Gene Ontology annotation, cellular component: nucleus; cytoplasm.
UCCUCUGCGCCUCCGGUUCACACAUUGCAGGAUUCAGACGCGCAACGGGAGGAAUGCGAGGCAAAAAUCGGUGUUUAUUUGGACUUUUGGAUGAGAGAACUUCCUUUUAACGCGUGCGUUUUGAUUUCGAGAGUCUCCGGAGCCCAUAAAAAGGCUUUAAAAUGUCUCACCAGCAGCGACUUGUUCAGCUCUCAGCAGCUUCGCUGGCUGUAGUUUUCGGCACGGACGAGGAGAGUGUGCGCGCCGGCGGAGGGAAACUCGGCGGCACCGGUGCGAACGGUCAGGAGAUUUUCGAUGACUUUAAAGCGCAAAACUCGCGAAGUUUCUGGAAUAAGAGACUGGUCAAGGCUAUAGCUGAGGUGUACUUUCAGGGAUGGAUGGAAAACUUCGUGCUUUUCAUUCAAGGCAACGCCAGCAACUUGGAGGUGCUGAGGGAAGCGUGGAUGCGCAGGGCUUUGAGGUCACCGAAGGGAUUUAUCAUUAAAGCUGUCGGUGACCUGUCCCCAGUGCAGAUGUCGCCUGUUCCUCAGUCCCAGUUCAUUCCCCUGGCUGAGGUGUUGUGCUCAGUCAUCUCAGACAUGAACUCUUCCCAGAUCACCGUCAGUCAAGACUCACUUGUCAACUACAUGAGCAAAGCUCAUCCAGGGAUAACCAUCCCCACUCAGGACAUCCUCUAUAACGCUUUAGGCAAUCUGAUCAAGGAACGCAAGAUUUACCACACAGGCGAGGGCUACUUCAUCGUCACUCCACAGACUUAUUUCAUCACCAACAACAUGGUCAGAGAGAAGAACUGGUGGACUUCUUCUUCGGCAGAUGACGCUCCUUUACCUCCUCCCGUUACUUACCUGCUAAGUAACGACAUCUGCGUCGAGAGCACACAAACGCCCCCAGUCGCCCACUGCAAGUCCUGCAGCUGUUUUAGCCCCCUCCAAAUCUCCACUAAUGCCACGACUGCUCCAGCAACUGUCCCUCCCUCCACCGUCCCAGAUCAGCAUUCCGUGUCCGUGUCCAUAAGCGAAUGCACGGGGAAAAGCUUAAAGUGGCCGCGACCUUUAGAUCACAAACCCACCGUGCAACAUCAGUCCACCUCCACUGCAGCAGAUUGUCAGGCAAGUGAGAUCAGCAAGACUACAGCCACUACUAACGCCACCAGCCGCAAAGAAAAAGAUAAACCAGGGAGGAGGUUUGGGCUCAGUUUGUUCCGGAGGAAUGGAGGAAAAAAGGAGAAACCGAAGAAGGAGUAUGCAUCUUUUUCAGGCCAGUUCCCUCCAGAAGAGUGGCCUGUAAGAGACGAGGAUGACCUGAACAACUUACCCCGUGAUCUGGAGCAUGCAAUCAUCAAACGCAUCAACCCUGAGCUAACUGUGGACAAUCUGACACGCCAUACCGUCCUCAUGAAGAAGCUGGAGGAGAGAAGGGAGAGAGGGAUAGAAAAAGUGCUGGACAAGGGUGUUGAUAAAGAUGAUAAGGGAGUUGACAAGGGAAUGUCUACUGAGGUAUUGGCAUCUUCAAAACUGAGGCAUCAUCACUCAUCCAAGGCAGGAGCAGGCAAAAGAUCUGCUCAGAAAGCCUCUCGCAGCAAGAGGAGGAGCCACUCGUCCAAAGAGAAGCACAGGGAAAAGGAGAAGGACAAGGUUAAGAACAAAGCUUCCAUAUGUGCGGACAAUUAUCCAGAGGGGGAGGAUUUGAUCCCUACGCGGCUCAGAGUGGAAAUCGCUGUUGAUGAACCAGUUCAAGUGGAAGAAUGUGGAACUGCUGAGGGAAAGUCUCUUUAUAAGAAACGCAUUGAAAACCCUUUCCAGGCACAUCCGCUGAAAGAAGCCGAGAACAGAAUUCCCGCUGCCAGAGAGCACAGAAGACGAGAGGUGAAAGAGCACAAGACUUCGGGAUCAGGGAGGAAGGACCGAACGAGUCAUCGCUCCAAAUCUUGGGACCCACACCGAGCCAGACUGAUGGCAGCAGAUGGAGAGAAUGAAGAGAAAUUCACUACAUCUGAAGAACAAUACAACUGCAACCCUGAGAGGGACUUUAGUGCUGAUCUUCUUUUCCAGUCGGACACGAAGCCCAGCAGAGAGCUGCCACUAAACUACAGCUCAGUCUACCCACAGAGCAGUACGCUUCGCAUAGAUGACAAGGUCAGACAGAGAGAGGACAGAGAGAGCAAACAUUUUCAGGAUGCCCCAGAAUAUGACAGUAUGCCAGAUCGCAGCCAAAAUAUAGUUGGAAGUCUUCCUAACAUCCAGCAGUAUUCCAGUGCUAAUGCCUCUCUCUCCACCCAUCCCUAUGAGCUUGCCAUAAUAAACAAUGCAUAUGAUCCAAAUCUGCCAUGGCCCAAGCCCUCUUUACAGCGGAAACAUUCCCUCAGACUCUCCAACCCACAAAAAGACAGCACACAGAGGCCUAAUGAGCUCUCUGAAACUACAGAGACCCAGAACCUGCAAGAGAUCAGACCUGUCACUGUCAAUAACAGAGAGCAAAGAGCCAUGAGCCUGGGAGAAAGGCUGGAACUGACAUCUAACAGCACUGCCUUGGUAACAGACACUGAUGGCUUUACAGAGGACGACUGCAGACUCUAUCAGAGAGCAGCCGAUCAGGAGGAUGAUGAUGCCUGCAGCUCAUUGUGCCUGAAUGACGAUGAGGUUACAGAGGAUGCAAGUAAGUACACAGCAGGUGGUGCGGACUAUCAGGGUCACCAGCUGGUUUACCAAAACCGCGACUCUAAUCUGAAGUAUCAGGGACCACACAGUCGCCAUUUUAAAUCCAACUUUCACCAGCCAGAAAUCACCUUAAUGCAGGGGUCAGCAUAUCAAAUUUCUCUGGCAGUCCAGAGGGAAGAUACCCUCAGCCCGUCCAGACCUGAAGACACCAGCUGGAGACUCCAUCGUCAACACCAGAAGAUCAGAUCACCAAGAACCGAAAGCAAAUCCAGCCCAAAAUGGGAUGCAGCGAUCCAGGGAGAAAGACAGCACAAAGAUGACCUUGAUUUGGACUGUUCAGAAGCAUGUGAAGUUGGAGACAGUAGCAUCUUUGACUACUGCCAGACUAGCGAGAUCGAAUCGGACACAGAGACUGUGAGGAAGUCGGCUGAUGAAGGUGACGGUGAGUCUGCUCACUGGGCAGCUGAGGUGGAGAAGAAGGAGGAGGAAGAGAAGCAUGUACCUCAGGCCCACAGGGCUGCUCUGAGCAUGCCCGAUGGAGCUAGAGGGCCAGACGUUAGGGAAGCUGUGGAAACGGGAGAGAAUCAGAGCAUCACAGGAGACAGCGGUAUAGAUUCUCCAAGGACCCGGGUCAGCUUGGCGUCUAGCAACACUGUCAUUCUUGAAGGCCUCAAGAGAAGAGGCUUUUUGCAGAACCUGGAGAAACUGCAUUCGAAGAGCAGUGCCAUUCGAGCACAGAGCUCACUGCUGCAGCUGACUCCUGUCAUGAACGUGUAGCAGGCUUGAACUUCACGUUGGACCUUCACAGGCCUCAUCUGGAAGAGGCCUCAAACCUCGUAGUUAUAUACGACUGUUAGUAAUAUAUCCGAUAUCACAGUUUUAUGCAUAUCUUCACAUAAUGAUAGCCAUUGCUAAAGAGGCAUGUGUACAGGUGUACAGUAUAUAUUUUGUGUUUUUGUAAAUAACUUUGUGAUAUGCCAUGGUGCAUGGUGUAUUAGCAGCACUGUGUCAUUUAAAUGUACAGUUUUCCUUCUCUACAGCUCUAGUGUUGCCCUUUUUCUUUCUCAUCAUGUAGAAAUUACUACAAAUAAAACUGUAUAUAUA